AUGGAUAAGCUCAAAACCUGGGUCGUCCCGAUCGUCCAUUUUCACUCGCCGUCGGCACACGCCGACGCGUCGUCCUCGCGCGCGCGGGAGCGGUCGCGCGUCAUGCUCCCGUCGUCAUCGCUCGCCACCGCGCGCGCCGCGCGCGUCGUCGUCGUUCGCGAGCGCGCGCUCGGGCGCUCGAGCGCCUCGCGUGCGUCGGUGGUGAAUCAAAGAGGUCGAGCGACGACGACGCGGACGAGCGUGCGCGCGAGCGCGUCCUUCUCCACCGCGGGGGCGCGGAUUUCUGGCACGGGGAAGGCUUUGCCGGAGAAGUACCUGACGAACGACGACCUGUCGAGGCUGGUGGAGACGAAUGACGAGUGGAUUACGGCUCGGACGGGCAUACGGAAGCGACACGUGAUAAGCGGCGAUGAAACCCUGACGUCGCUGUGCGCGAAGGCGGCGAUGCAGGCGCUGGAUAGGGCGAACGUGAAGGCGGAGGAUGUGGACCUGAUCAUACUGGCGACGUCGAGUCCGGAUGAUAUCUUUGGAAGCGCGUGCACGGUGCAGGCAGCGAUUGGGGCGAAAAAGGCGCUCGCGUUCGAUCUCACGGCGGCGUGCAGUGGAUUCGUGAUUGGGUUGGUGAACGGCGCGCAAUACAUCCGCGCGGGGGGGUUUAAAAACGUGCUCGUGAUCGGGGGCGACGUAUUGAGCCGGUACGUGGACUGGCGCGAUCGAGGGACGUGUAUUUUAUUCGGAGACGGCGCUGGGGCGGUGGUGUUGACGGCGACCGACGCGGACGCAUGUUCGCUCAAGGGAUUCGAUAUGCACUCCGACGGGAGUCAAAACCAUCACUUGAUAGCACAAUACAUGGGGGAGAAGGGUAAGCCCAUGAGCGAGGGCGCGUCGAGCUCGGCGUCGUUUUGCAACAUCUCCAUGAACGGGCAAGACGUCUUCAAGUUUGCCGUGCGAACGGUCCCGAUGACGGUGAACAAAUCCCUCGAAGCCGCGGGCAUGUCCGCCGAAGAUAUCGAUAAGUUAGUCUUACACCAAGCCAAUCAGCGCAUCAUCGACAGUGCUGCGCAGCGAUUUGGCUUGACUGAAGACAAGGUAGUUAGCAACAUUGCCGAGUAUGGCAACACCUCCGCCGGCUCUGUGCCCAUCGCGCUCUGCGAAGCUGUUGAGCAGGGCGCCAUCAAGACCGACGAUGUUAUCGCCUUCGCCGGUUUCGGCGCCGGUCUCACCUGGGCCAGCUGCAUCUGGAAGUUUUAA
Ostreococcus tauri is the source of this 1251-nucleotide messenger RNA. Its product is annotated as Thiolase-like, subgroup. Gene Ontology annotation, biological process: fatty acid biosynthetic process. The record is from RefSeq and is a predicted model, not a curated record. Gene Ontology annotation, molecular function: 3-oxoacyl-[acyl-carrier-protein] synthase activity. The transcript has a single exon. Bases 1 to 1251 code for a protein of 416 amino acids. Lineage: Eukaryota; Viridiplantae; Chlorophyta; Mamiellophyceae; Mamiellales; Bathycoccaceae.